Molecule: messenger RNA, 1002 nt
Organism: Rotaria sordida
Lineage: Eukaryota; Metazoa; Rotifera; Eurotatoria; Philodinida; Philodinidae
Source: the annotation of a GenBank genome assembly
AUGGCAAAUAUAAUAGCGACAGAAAAUAAUGCCGUUAAUCGGCCACGUUUAUAUCGUUCUGAUGAUCAAUUAAAUCUACUUGAAUAUAUUGAUACAACAUUAAAUGAAUCAUUUUCAUUAAAUUUAACAUUAAUGAGAACAAUAUCAAAUGGAUAUGAUCAAUUUGGUAAUACAAUUCUUGAUCAAUAUUUACUUUAUUUAUUAUGUCAAAAAAUUAAUCCAAAUAGAACAAAUAAGUUAAUUAAUAAUUUAUAUCAUCUAUUACAUCGAUUAAUUAUUUUAAAUGGAAAAAUUUCGAAAAGUUUUUUUGAAUAUUCACCAUCAUCAAAUAAUCUAUCAAUUUAUCAAACUAUGUUUAAUAGUUAUACAAAUUUUAUUUGGAAUGAAUUUGAUAUAAAUGUUCUACUUGAACUUGGUCGUUUUUUAUUAAAAUAUUGUUUACGUGAUAUAUUUAAUACAAAUAUAGGAAAUAAUCGAACGCAUAAUAAUAAUUUAAUUCGACAAAAAAUUACUGGUUAUUUUCUUGAAAUUAUUGGAAUAUAUUAUCUUUCAUCAAAUCAUAAUGAUUUUUUUAAAAAUUCUCGAUCUGUUGAUAUGAUAUUUCCUUCUCCAUCACUUUAUUCAACAUUAUCUCAAAUUAAUCAAUCAGAUAAAAAUGAUGAAAAAGAAAUAUUUCAUAAAUUUCUUAAUGCACUUUAUGAUAAUGGUGAAAUUUAUUUUGAUAUACAUCAAAUAAAAAUUCUUUUAAAAAAUGAUGCUUAUCAAUUUUUAAAUAAAAAAUUAGAAAAUAAAAAAAUUGAUUUUAUAAAAUUUCUUGAAACAAAUAUUUUUUAUCGACAACGAAAUUCUUGUCGAACAUUAAAAUCUAUAUGUCGUUUAUCUAUUAAAAUGCAUAUUAAACAAUAUCCAAAUGAUAUUAAACAAUUAAAAUCAUUUCCAUUAAUAAAUGAUCAACUUCAAAUGUUUUUAAUUUAUGAAAAUAGAUUCGCUUUUGAAUCAUAG